Molecule: messenger RNA, 387 nt
Organism: Capra hircus (goat)
Lineage: Eukaryota; Metazoa; Chordata; Mammalia; Artiodactyla; Bovidae
Product: olfactory receptor 4A47-like
Exons: 1
Coding region: 1-387 (128 amino acids)
Biological process (GO): G protein-coupled receptor signaling pathway
Cellular component (GO): membrane
Molecular function (GO): olfactory receptor activity
Source: RefSeq, a predicted model, not a curated record
AUGCAUUAUCUGGUGGUCAUGAGGCAGAGGGUGCAUGUUGUGCUGCCGGUGGUGUCCUGGGUUGGGGGUUUUCUACACUCAGUAAUUAAGCUUUGCACUGUUUAUGGGCUCCCAUUCUGUGGCCCCAAUGUCACUGAUCACUAUACGUGUAACAUGUACCCUUUAUUGAAGCUCGUCUGUACUGACACCCAUGUCACUGGCCUCUUAGUUGCAUCCAGUGGAGGACUGAUCUGCGCUAUAGUGUUUCUGCUCUUGCUCAUCUCCUAUGGAGUCAUUCUGCACUCUCUGAAGAACCUGAGUCAGGAAGGGAGGCGGAAAGCCCUCCAGACCUGUGGUUCCCACAUCGCUGCGGUUGUCUGCUUCUUUGUUCCCUCUAUUUUCAUGUAA